AACAAAAAAAAAAAACCGACCCCAAAAAAACCAACCAAACCAACCCAAAACCUCUGGAAGAGAACAAACAAUCCGACAAAAUUCUGGAGGGGGCGGCGAGGGGGGGGGGCGGGAGGGAAGAAGGAGAAGAAGGAGAAGGAGAAGGAGGAAUCAGCUGCGCUGGAAGAGCUCUCGCCCUCCUGCUUCCCUGAGCGAGCCUGGAUGCUGGCAGGAGCCUCUUGGAUAUGGGAUCAUAUCUGCUUUAUCACAGCCUGGGUUUGAUCCUCUGCUGCUCCGUGCUCAGCUCGGUCUACGCGCUGGUGGACGCCGACGAUGUCAUCACCAAGGAGGAGCAGAUCUUCCUCCUGCUGAAGGCCAAGGCCAAGUGUGAGCGGCACCUGAAAGCCAAGGUGCCCAAGGUGCACGAUGGGUUUUGUCUCCCUGAGUGGGAUGGCAUCGUCUGCUGGCCCGAAGGUGUCCCGGGCAAGGUGGUGGCCAUGCCGUGCCCCGAGUACAUCUACGACUUCAACCACAAAGGCCACGCUUACCGUCGGUGUGACCUGAACGGGAGCUGGGAGCUGGUGCCAGGCAACAACAGGACCUGGGCAAACUACAGCGAGUGUGCCAAGUUCCUCACCAACGAGACGAGGGAGAGGGAGGUCUUUGAUCGCCUCUAUUUGAUUUAUACUGUUGGAUACUCCAUCUCUCUGGGAUCCCUCACAGUUGCUGUCCUUAUCCUGGGAUACUUCAGGCGUUUGCACUGCACUAGGAACUACAUCCACAUGCACCUGUUCGUGUCCUUCAUGCUGAGGGCCGUGAGCAUCUUCGUGAAGGACGCCGUGCUCUACUCGGGCUCGGCCCUGGAGGAGAUGGAGAGGAUCUCGGAGGAGGACUUGAAAUCCAUCACCGAGGCACCUCCAGCGGACAAGUCGCAGUUUGUGGGCUGUAAAGUAGCUGUUACCUUCUUCCUCUACUUCCUGGCAACCAAUUACUACUGGAUCCUGGUGGAAGGGCUCUAUCUCCACAGCCUCAUCUUCAUGGCAUUUUUCUCAGAGAAGAAAUAUCUUUGGGGAUUCACAUUAUUUGGCUGGGGCCUCCCAGCUGUAUUUGUCACAGCGUGGGCCAGCGUGAGAGCCACUCUCGCCGACACAGAGUGUUGGGACUUGAGUGCUGGCAAUUUAAAAUGGAUUAUUCAGGUGCCCAUCCUGGCAGCUAUCGUGGUAAAUUUUAUUCUUUUUAUCAAUAUUAUCAGAGUCCUCGCCACCAAACUACGGGAGACGAACGCGGGGAGGUGCGACUCGAGACAACAGUACAGGAAGCUGCUGAAAUCUACCCUCGUCCUUAUGCCUCUGUUUGGAGUUCACUAUAUUGUUUUCAUGGCUAUGCCAUACACAGACGUGUCAGGGAUUCUUUGGCAAGUUCAAAUGCACUAUGAAAUGCUGUUCAACUCUUUCCAGGGAUUUUUUGUUGCCAUCAUAUACUGUUUUUGCAAUGGAGAGGUCCAAGCAGAAAUCAAGAAGUCAUGGAGCAGGUGGACUUUAGCCCUUGACUUUAAAAGGAAAGCACGAAGUGGGAGCACAACCUACAGUUACGGACCAAUGGUGUCCCACACCAGCAUCACAAAUGUAGCCACAAGAGGAGCGCUUGCCCUCCAUCUCAACACGAGACUUAUCCCAGGGACCCUCAACGGACACCGGAAUUUGCCAGGUUACGUGAAAAACGGCUCCAUUUCCGAGAAUUCCAUGCCUUCCUCCGGGCCGGAGCAGUACAACAAGGAUGAGGAAUAUCUCAACGGCUCCGGCCUUUACGACGGGGACAGACCCACGGCGCUCGUGGAGGAGGAGAGAGAGACAGUGAUGUAAAGGGAGGAGGGGGAAAACAAGCAAAAAAAAGAAGCCAAAGGAUGGAAAAAGGUUCCUGGAGAGCAUUUAGUGGGUGACGGAACAUCGGGCUGUGCGUGGAAUGCCGAGGGUUUCCAUGGAGUUUCCCCGUUCUGUGGAACCGGAGGUUAAGUUAUGUGGGAGAAACAAGCGGGGCCACCAAGGUGGAUCCCAGCCCUGGACUCAGUGAUCCACGUGUCCCUGGUGUUCCCGGGACCACAGAGACACCGGGAGCUGCCCAGGGAGGGCUGGGAAGCACCCCGGGAUUCCUCGGAGCUCUCGGAGAGCGCGGGCGGCCGAGGAGGACGGGAGGCUCCCCGGGGGCUCGCAGGGAGGGUGCAGUGCCAUCACCUCGAGGGGGUGCGUCCACCCCGGGCACCCCCCUUUCAGUCUGGUUUGCCCUCUGCCCACAGGGCCUGCCUGGCACCACCCCCGGGGUGGGCACUCGGCCCAAGGUCCUGCUCCCUCCGACCCGUCGCGCGCCGUCCUUCCCUCGGGGAAUCUCCUCGGCAAAGUGCUCCUCGGGGCUGGGGAGGGUUCGCAGCUCGGGGCUGCAGGAUCCAGGCAGAAAACCCUCCUUCCUCUCCCCGAGUCCCGGUAGCAAGACAGGAACCGGUGGGAAUUCAGGAUGGAAAAUGUGGUUCUCAGAAUACACGACGUUUCCGCUCUUCCAGACGCAGCAGAGAUGGAGAGGGGCCUUCCAAGGGCAGGGAAUUCACAGAUCUGGGAGGGGGGGGGGGGCUGUGGCUAAAAUCAGUUCAGAAGGGACCUGACUCAGCCCUCCCUUUUUGGGGAGUUCAUGGAAAGAAGCUUCAUUUUUAAACCUCUUAAUUGCUCCUCAUUCUGUUCCCCGAAAACCCCGAUCCACUGAAUCAUAAAAUCCCAGGACGCUUUGGGUUGGAAGGGACAUUAAAGAUCAAUCCAGUGCCACCCCCUGCCAUGGGCAGGGACACCUUCCACUCUCCCAGGUUGCUCCACCCUGGCCUGGAACACUUUCAGGGAUGGGGCAGCCACAGCUUCCCUGGACAACUGGUCCAAACCCUCCUGAGGAGAAAGACUCCAUCAGCCUUCUGCCUGUAUCCCCCAGAAGCACAAACUGUGGGAUACAGCCAGACAAACCCACCUUCAUGAGAUCCAAAGGCAAAAUUUCUUGGAUAAAAGCACAGUGAUUGCUCCUGGGUGGUCACCUUCUGAGCUUCCCUGUUCUUUGUGUUUUGGUCCCACACAACUGGACACCAGGUCACACUUUUAGUUGGGGUCAACUCCAACCAAAGGCACUGUCUUUGCCUGGAGAUGCUGAGAUGAGGAGAUCCUACUGUGGGUGCCUCCAAAGGGAAUAGCACAAGGAAGUGUCUCCUUCCUUCGGGAGAGGGAGACCAGCAGGGUUUUGUCCCUGGGCAGAGUUUCCCUCGUUGGUGCUUUGGCCGAGGGUCCCCAGAGGUUGUUCCCUGGUGGAUCUCCAGCAGCAACGAAGGGCUGAAGUCCUGUUGGCCACCAGUGAGUUGUGCUGGGGCUGAUCCUCCAGGGAAGGGGCUCUGCCUGUUCCCAGCUGUGAUGCAGAACUGGUCAGGAGGGAGAAAUUAGGAACAGCCACCAAAAUUCCCACUGCAGCAAGUUCUGCUGAGCCAACCUGGCCCCUCUUUCCAGCCUGUGUCCCACCACCACCAUUCCUUUGCUCCAGUCCAAGACUCAGCUCCUCAGGGGGCUUUUUGUCCUUAUUUCUUCCUUUCCUUCUUGGCAGGUUUCUGGGAACUGAAGCAUUUUGACCACUUUUACUCCAGUGGAAUAGGAAAGAGGUAUUGGGGAAGUUUGGGAAGGUGAGGAAAAUGGGAGAAUCUGCUCUCUCUGUUCUGAUCCUGUGAUAUAGUUGUUGGGUCACAUCAACCAGAACUCCUGAGGUGCAUCCAGUCCAUGCAACCAGCUGGUCUGCAGAGGGAAAUGAAGGGCUGACUUCCCCCAGACUCUGAAGGAAGGCAGGAAGAGGAGCUGGGAUCUUGACCUGUGUCCCACAGCUCCUUCAACAACCUCCCAGCUUGGGCCUGGGUAAAGCCCAGGGAAAUCAAGGGGAAAAUCUCCUCCCCUGGACGUCUCUGAGCUUGGGAUUCAGACCUGCUGGGGGACGAGGGGGAUGAGCAGGUCACAAAUCACGGAAUCAUGGAAUCAUUGGGGUUGGAAAAGCCCUCCAAGGUCCCCGAGUCCCCCCUGUGCCCGAUGCCCACCUUGU
Lepidothrix coronata (blue-crowned manakin) is the source of this 4083-nucleotide messenger RNA. RefSeq names its product parathyroid hormone 1 receptor (gene PTH1R). The record is from RefSeq and is a predicted model, not a curated record. Gene Ontology annotation, biological process: cell surface receptor signaling pathway; adenylate cyclase-activating G protein-coupled receptor signaling pathway; intracellular calcium ion homeostasis. Bases 225 to 1841 code for a protein of 538 amino acids. Gene Ontology annotation, molecular function: parathyroid hormone receptor activity; G protein-coupled peptide receptor activity; peptide hormone binding. The transcript is spliced from 13 exons. Gene Ontology annotation, cellular component: plasma membrane. Lineage: Eukaryota; Metazoa; Chordata; Aves; Passeriformes; Pipridae.